CGAGUCUGCUCUUCUUCUUCCCGCUGCAGCCACCCGAAGAAAAAAAAGGGGAACCCAGCCAUGCUUGAGAAACUAGUGAGAUAAGCUUGGUUUUCUCCUUCUUUUCUUGUUCUAAAACCAGAUUUGAGCCUUGAAAUUCUCCCUCCCUUGCUGGAAAAUCUGGAUCUGCCUUGCUCUGCUCCUCACCGUCCGGCUGCUCCUGCUUUGUGGGUGAUUUCUGGGCAUAUUUUUCUGUUUCCGUGAGUUUCUCCCCUGCACUUGCCGCCGGCCUCCUCCCCAAUCUGCACUCCGGUUUUGCUUGCUGGAAAAUUCUGGUAUGUGACAGCCUUUUAAGGCUUAAAUUAUCCAUUUAAAGUUGCUGCUUGUGAUGUCCGAAUUUGGCUAGGAAAUGGGGAAAUUCCGGUAGCAAUUAAGAGGGGUUUUAAGUGUGUUUUGUUGCGUAAUUCAUGUGUAAAUUGCUUGAGUUGAUUGCUGUGAUUUUUGGAGAGAAAAUCCCGUGAUUAGCUAGUGUUUUGGCCAAUUUGUGAAAGUCGGGGUUACUGUUCACGUUGGAGUACUGUUCACGGGUACUGUUCACCGACACUGUUCACACCCCGAGGGCCAACAAUUAACGGGGAUUUAAGUGAUUAGUUUGUGAUAUAAGAACGAAUUUGGAGAUAUUUGAUCAUGUGGAGAGUGAUAGAAAUAGCAUUGUGAUUAGGAAUGAUCCUAAUGAUGAUUUUAGCUUGAAUUUGUGAUCGUCCGGUAUUAAUUCUGAGGUGUUUUGAUUAGGUUCUCGAUCGUUCUGUCAGUUAGCGUGUGAAUUGAGUGCUCGGUUUUAUGCAAGUGAGGAAGUGAAACCGAGGACGGGGAAACCACGGGAAGUGACGAGUUAGAAGGCUAGCCAUAUUGUAAUUGGAUAUGAAGUUUUAGAUAUAAUCAUGAUCUGGUAUUGGAGAUUUAUGAUAUCAGAGAGUUUAUAAAAUUGAUCUUCAGAUUUUGAUGGUAUCAGAGUGUGAAUUGGAUAAGUUCCGAGCCUUCUGCAUUUGUGGGACCCAUCUCACGAGUGCACGGCGUCUGCCACGUCCCCGAAUUUGGGUUCUGGGGCGUGACAUAUACCCUAUAAUAUUCAUCUAAUUUGUCUUCCAUUGAGAAAUUAUUUGGUCAUGGUCUUGCCUCUUCAUCUACCAAAUAAUUAUUUUUUUCA
Molecule: messenger RNA, 1186 nt
Organism: Rubroshorea leprosula
Lineage: Eukaryota; Viridiplantae; Streptophyta; Magnoliopsida; Malvales; Dipterocarpaceae
Source: the annotation of a GenBank genome assembly